AUGUCACGCUAUUUGGAUCGUCAUUCUAUGGGGCCGGAUGGCCGUUCGAAGUCUGGCAUGCUCAUGGGAGACGACGCAGAGGCCGGUGUAACUGCACGACAGGCCAGUAUUCGAGCUCGAAAGCCCGGACGAUGUACACAGGCUCGUAAACGUCUAAAACAUGUGUUUCACAUGCGAAAAUACUAUCGCUCAGUGAUGGGUUUGACCGGUGUGGAGGCAGUGUUGGUGAUCAUCAGAUUGAUACUGGAGACGGAAUCCUUGAGGUUCCCUCCUGGAAAUACACGAACCACAUUACUGUCCACUCAGCUGGGUCUAUUUUGUCUCAGUCUGUUCACCUUGCUCCUGUUUGUGAUCGAACAGCCAUUCAAAUGGUGGGCUCUUGGAUCGCGUCGAUUCUGUACGAGUGUGAUGUUUGUUCUGGACGCGAUCACAUGUCUCGUUUGCUUCGCACUGAACAUUCAUAAUAUCCAUGCAAAUGUGACUAGACCGAACCCAGAAGCGGCCACACCACAACAAUUAGUUUUCUGCAAAAUGAACCAACUAACUACACCGGCGGAAACGUGCACAACCUUUGCUAUCCUUGGGGGCUUGUCUAUCGUGAUCCGUCUUUGGUGCAUUUCUGGUUACAUACAAACCCACACCACACACUCCAAGUGGAAUAUGUUCACACUGGCGAUCUACCCGUUCGACUUUGCUUUUGUUUAUCUCCCCGGCAUUGUCUCUCUGUUCACUUCCACAGAAAUGGUGCAAAAUGCAACGGUCAAUUUAACUCAGAAGCUUGGCAGCAUCCAGAAAGCGAAUGAGGAGGCUCAAGUGCGAAUUACCCAGUUGGAAACAAUGCUUCGGGAACAGGAAACUUUGAAUCGGAGUAAUCAAUCACGAGGCUCUACCAGAACCGGCCAAUCAAAUACGCAAACUCGAUCCUCGUCACAGACCCAGACUCGAUCAUCGUCAAAUCGUCGAUCCCAACAGGAUCCACGCACAUCACGUUCCACUGCUCUGACCUGA
This is a messenger RNA of Echinostoma caproni, 1008 nucleotides long. Lineage: Eukaryota; Metazoa; Platyhelminthes; Trematoda; Plagiorchiida; Echinostomatidae. The record is from the annotation of a GenBank genome assembly.